AUGAAUUCCGACCCAUUAGAACUAUCCAGUAUCGCACUCGCGGCCUCAGUCAUAGGACGCGAGCGCCAGGAUUCCUCGUUGCUAGAUCUAGGUCUAAAGUGUUACACCCAAGGACUCAAUCAGCUGCGCAGGGCUUUGCGUCACCCUCUCCUCAUGGAAGAGGAUUCAACUCUGGCUGCUUGCAUGGCACUCAAUCUCUACGAGACUAUCGAAUGCCCAAGUAAAGUAUCCGAUGGUUAUUUCAGCCACUGUUAUGGUCUUUUAGCUUUGAUUCAAGCUCGUGGCGUCGAGCGACACUCAUCGGGCGCGGGAUACCGUUUAUUUUUGGGGAUCAGAGUACCAGGGAUUCUGUACGCUUUGAAUCGGAGUGCAUCUACCAUUUUAUUUGACCCCUUAUGGAUGGAUGGGCCUUGGAAAGAGUCACCGAAGACUCAUCUCGACCGCGUUAUAGAUUGUCUUGUUGCAGCGCCCGGGAUUUUAGAGCGCGUGCCUUUAUUGGCAUACCUGGACCCGCAUCAACAAGCAGAGUUGGUGCUUGAGCUUGUAGAUGAAUGCUGGCAGGUUGAUAAUAAAUUGGAUAUGAUUGACAGCGAAAUUCAGUCUUCCAGUUUAUCCCCGCUCUAUACUACGGUGCCGUCUCAAAUCAACCCACUGGCCGACCAAGACGACUGUAUAAACAUGUUUCCGCUUGCAUUUUCCUUUUCCGAGCCCGCCAUAUCCUCAGCACUUAUACUGUUAUGGGCAACACGUUCAAUGCUUUGGUCAGGACUUGGCGGUCUUUACAAGCAUUAUGAAAUGCUGAGAGGGUAUUAUUCUGUGAACUCCGCAUUAUUGAACGAACAUACGUCCAUUUGCGAACAUUCUGGAUCAAUGAAAUGUCUUCCCGCCUUGGAACAUCGAGAGGAUUAUCUUUCCAUGGCACACAAUGUCUGCCAAUCCAUCGAAUAUUUCCUGCAAGAUGAUAUGGGCAUGAUCGGUGCUUUGUCGGUUACUCCUGCAAUCGGCCUUGUACUCGAUGCCCUAAAGAAUUGGCCGAACAACUCCGAAGAAUCCAAAUGGCUUCAUGCGUCUCUGGGUUUCAUCGGACGCAAAGGUGCCCGCGUGCUGGAUUAUUACACACGACAAAACAGCCCGUCAAAUACCGUGACAUGA
Molecule: messenger RNA, 1152 nt
Organism: Penicillium manginii
Lineage: Eukaryota; Fungi; Ascomycota; Eurotiomycetes; Eurotiales; Aspergillaceae
Exons: 2
Coding region: 1-1152 (383 amino acids)
Source: RefSeq, a predicted model, not a curated record